Thamnophis sirtalis is the source of this 1139-nucleotide messenger RNA. The record is from RefSeq and is a predicted model, not a curated record. Lineage: Eukaryota; Metazoa; Chordata; Lepidosauria; Squamata; Natricidae.
AUGAACAGCAGCAAGGUGGAUAGACUCAGCCAUAGUGGUGAUGAGUACAUUGUAGGAAGAGAAGAAGAACUAGAUGAGGAACAGAUUGUUGUUGAGUCAGCCUAUUCACUAAGUAUCGGCAACAACUCGAUGGCAUAUAAUCCAUUUCCUGCUGUCAAUUUCGUUGCUUGUCAGCUUUGUGCACUCUUGGCUGCAUUUUGGUUUCGCUUGUACUUAAAGCCUAGUCAAGCCAACUCCAGCGUUCGUCAUGCAUUUGCCACAAUUUUGGGAAUAUAUUUUGCCCUCUUCUGCUUUGGUUGGUACUCCAUCCAUAUUUUUACUUUAGUGAUGAUAAGUUAUUUCAUCAUGAACAUGGCCAGUAUUUCCAACAUUCAUAGGACAAGACCUUCCCUAUUAGAGUAUUUGAGUUAUCAGCUCAACUUCAUGAGUAUUAUUGCUGGCCCAUGCAGCAAUUUUAAGGAUUAUAUAGAUUUCAUCGAAGGGAGACACGUGCAGAUGAAGUUAUUGAAGUCCGGUUGGAAACAGAGGAGUUGCGAUAGUUUUCCUGAUCCUUCUCCAGUGGGAGCCAUCCUACAGAAACUUGCUAUCACGCUUCUAUCUAUGGUAGUGUUUUUGACGCUUACCAAGACCUUCCCAGCCACUUACAUUGUUGACGAUCAAUUUAUGAAUCAAUCUUCAUUCUUGACGAGGCUUGGUUUUCUAUAUGUUGUCAUGCAAGCCUCAAAGCCCAAAUACUACUUCGCUUGGACACUUGGUAAGAUUCGUUUUAAGAUGUAUGAUACAGUAAUAAACUCAGAUAUAAUUGCAUGUAACCUGCAUAUUUAUACAUUUUCUUUUUCUAAUUUUCUUCUCAGUGUAUGUUAUGAUCGGACUUCUUGGUAUCCUACAGCCUUAACGUUUCUUCUCUCAGCUCUUUGGCAUGGUGUUUAUCCUGGAUAUUAUUUUACAUUUACCACUGGCAUCUUUAUGACACUAGCAGCCAGAAGAGUUAGGAACAAUUGUCGACCUGUCUUCAUCUCAUCCAAACUGCUCAAGGUGGGCUAUGAUAUGGUCACCUGGUUUGCAACCCAGCUAUCGGUGUGCUAUACUGUGGCACCCUUUGUUCUUCUUGCUGUUGAGCCAACAAUUAAAUUAUACAA